AAUGGAGAGGGGUAGAGAGAGAGAGUAGAGAGGGAAAGGAGGUGGGUGGAAAAUUUAAAAAUAGUGAGGAUAAUUUGGACAAAAAGAGUAUUUUUACUUUUUUGGUAAUUACUUUUAUUUAUUAGCUUUUUCACUCCUAUACAUAUGGAUGUAUUUAUAGUACCACCAAAAUAAGUUGUUAUUUAUUAAAUUAUCCCUAUUUUUAAUGUCGUGGUGGAGGAGCACAGCUACUUGAUGCAACAGAUUCUCUUCUUUUUUUUCUUUUCUUUUUUUUCAAUAAUUAUUCAAAAUAUAAGACAUAAAAUAGCCCAAUAUCCUCCUUCAAAUAAUCAAAUGACAAUAAUGAAACUCAACAAAUACUGGUUACAGUAUAUCACUAAGUUCGAUUGUUUGAAUGUAAAAUAUUUUUAAAAUAGAGUAUUUAUGGAAAGAAAAUUAAUUAAAUAAGGAGUAUUAUAUAUAUAGAAAUGAGGAAGAAAAUAAGUAAAAGGUUGUUUGGGUACUAUAAAAUGGCAUUGUUGAUAUUAAAACUUUUUUUUGGUUACAUGACUUGCACGAGCCACACAGGUCAAUUUUUAAGGUCAAAAGUCCUCAUUUUCAGACUUCUAAAAUUACGAAAAUAGAAUUUAAGAAUGUACACUUUUAAAACUACAAUUGUGAUUUUUGCCCUUCAUGCUUAUAAUGUAAAUAAGGUCCUUUCUUAUUGUUAAGCGAAAUUAUAAAUAUAUCUUCUAUUUUGGACAAUCCGGAUCCUUAGUGGUUAGGUCCUGUGGUAUAAAACGCCACCACCGUCUUCAACCUUUUGAAACUGCUAGUUUUCUUGGUCUCUUUCAUACUAUCUCAUUUUCUCAUCUCUAUGGGGCAAUCCUAUUGCUGACUAAAUUAUAAUGCAAAGACUCUUUAAUUAAUUAAAUUAUGGCGCCUUUUAUUUUUAUAAGUAAAAUAAAUAGUGCCAAGGCCCCUAUCAUCACGCUUUGGAACAUUAAUAAGAAUUCGCAUUCGCGCCAUCACAGAUAUAGCAUAUUGUUUAUAAAAUCGUAUAUUCCAAAUUUUAUCCCAGAGUUACUAUAGAUAGACCCUACUUAAAAGAAUAAAUAAAUAAAUCAAUAAUGCCGUUUGAGACCUAGCUAAAGCGCACGCUCCUGACGUCGACGACGACACCCAUUAUACAAUCCCCUUUGUGAUCGAGAGAGGAUUCAAGAAAACCCUAAUUUGCGACUUAGAAGAAACCACCGUUGGCGGCAAUGGUAAGAUCAUUGUUUUUGGUUGCGAGUUUUGAUGAUGGCCAACAUUGUGGUGCAAUUUAUGAAAUCGAAAUUGGUGACGGAGGAGCUAAAUUCAUCGGUCCUCCGUGUAAAUUGUUUACUUGCCUUGAAGAAAGAUGUCAUUCAGUGGUUGAUUGUGAUAUGAUAGGAUCGGAGAUAUGCUUGAUGGCUUCGUAUAGACCAGAGGGUAUGCACAAAUUAACCCCGUUCGAACCCCUUAUUUUCAAUACAGAUGCCAAAGUGCUCCUUGAGUUGCCAAAGCCACAAGCAAAAAAAACCUUAUCCGAGAGUGAUGGCAGUGCAUGGAAGAGGUUUUUAUGUGCUUGCUUCAGAUACCAUGUGUGCCGGCAUCCUCAUAAAAUCCCCGUCGUUUGAACGUUUGGACCAUGUUGAAGGCGUGUGGGAUUCUUCUGCUGUCCUACCUGAGUACCGUGCGGAGGAAACUGAGAACAUGUAUGUUUCGGGUAGAGCAGUCAUCGAUGACAAUAUCCUCAUUUCUCUUGUAAGUGUAUUCUCUAGUAGCAAAACUGAAUUCCAUUGUUACAAAGUCGGGAGUUCCAUGGAGAAGUGGCAGGUCGUCAAAAAGGAAGAAAAGGGCGUACGAUAUCAUUACUUCGAGGGAAGGGCUGCAUAUGUUGGUGAUUCGGUAUACUUUUUGGUAGAUUGUUUUCUGUUGGUUGCAUAUAGUGUCAGAUUUUCUGGCGAUGGUAUCAUUCAAUCCCUCAGUGCUCCACGGAUAAUGAUUCACCAAUGUUUCCAGAAGACUUAUUCACCUCAUGUCUUGUUCAUUUGGGAAAUAGAGAAUUUUGUGUGGCGAGGACUGAGUUCAAUGUAAGGUCUCGUAGUAAAGUUCAAUAUGUUACCAUCAUCACCCUGAAAAUUUCCGAGAGCAUGGAACUGGUCAUCUUGAGUUCAGAUGUCUGCGCCUUGAAUACGGAUGGCUUCGGUUAUGCACAAUUAACAUCCCUUUGUUUUAACUCCCAGAAAGCUUUCAAAAUUUUGGGAAUUGGAAUAGUCAAGAUCAAGACGCAUAAUGGGUUGGUGAGAACAUUGUCAGAUGUGCGACAAGUACCGGAUCUGAAGAUGAAUCUUAUUUCAGUAGGUGUGCUAGACUCCAAAGGUUACAAGUUUGUAACAGAGGGUGGAGUAAUGAUGGUCGUGAUGGAUUCUCUUGUGGUGCUACAGGGCACCAAAGUGAAAAAUUUGUAUAUUCUCCAAGAGAAUACAGUAACAGGUGGAGCUUCUACAGGGUCUUUUACAGCUAGCAGAAAUCUGCGUUCAGGUCUUGGCAAAAGAAGAGUUAGAAAGAGGUGUGACGAUCCUAGUUCUCAAAAGGGUUGUGAGGGGACUGCACAACAUGGUGGGAGAAUGAAAUCAGUUUUCAGAUGGCAACCGAAAUUGCAGCAGUCCUUACAGGGAGGUAGACCGAUGAGGACGGGUGUGAUAUUGACUUGCAAUAAUCUUGAUGGCAAUAAGAUAGUCCAUUCGAGUGCCAUUAAGAUGCGUGGGAGGCAAGUAGUUGGUCACAACAGAGAUGCGAGGAAAAGUCAAGGACGUCCUAUUCUCCACAAGGGUGAGAUGAUGACUUUUCAUUACCAAUCGGUGGUUUGUGGGCGGUUGGAGAAGGUUGCUGAAGGAGAUGUCAAACUUGGAAUUUCUGAGGUUGCUUUUGGUAAACAUUUAGAGUUUGACACAAAUACUGGAGGUAUGUUUAUGGCUGCGCAAGACAUACAUGGGUUGAAGAAUGAAAGCCCGAGGGUUAAGUUUGAGGAUGACUCAAACUUAACUAAAAUUCUUAAUUAAUUUUUUUUGUGAAGAAGACAGUUUGUUUUGCAGAGAUACAGUGGUUCAUUUGAAUUUUCGCCAAGGUGGAGAUUUGUUGAACAUAUGGCUCAAAUUGUGGCUGCAGCUGGGGACCACAAUUUUGUGUGAUCAGCAAAUAUAUUGCAUCAUCCCUUAAGUCAGUUUUUUCUUGGCAGCCAAGGUGAGUGUUCAAGAAGCUGUGCCAUGCGUGGUCAACAAGAAUAUACUUGAUCAGCAAGCAUAUGUUGAUGUUUUUUUUGGCUAUAAAUAGCUUUGCCCUCCAUGGUGUUAAAGCAUCCCAAAUCAAUUGAGUGAGUUUGUAAUAUCAGUGAGUGAGUGAGAGAGUUUUGGGUGUAAUUAGGUUUUGGGUGUGAGCCACUUUGCCUUGUAUCUCUUUAUUUCCAUAGUAAAAUAUUGUUUUGCCUUCUCCCCGUGGACGUAGGCAUAGCUGAACCACGUAAAUCCUUGUCUCGUUUGUGUGUGUCAUUUUUUUUUUCUUAUCAUUUAUUUUCUCUUGUUCUCAUAAACUCCCAUUCGAUCCUUUUUUCAUAACAUAUAUUGUGAUUAUAAAUCAUAUAUUUGUUUGACAUCGCAGUGCUAUUAGCAAAAUAAAGAUGAUGAGUUCAAUGAAGGAGUCAGAUUGGCCAUCCCUUCCAAAGGACUUAUUGGAUAUGACAAUGGAGGAGGAGUCAAAUUUGGCAUGGCUUCCAAAGAACUUAUUGGAUAUGAUUUUGGACAAGUUGGUAUCGCUUUCUGAAUAUGUUCGAUUUGGUGCGGUUUGCAAACCAUGGCAGUCUGUGGCAAUGGAUAACAAAUUUAAAUUCAUUCAAAAUAAGUUCUUCAGACAAGUUCCAUUCUUGAUGGUGCCUUCGAAAGAUAAUAGCGACGAAAGACGUAGUCUAUACAGCAUCACUCAUAAUAAGUUAUAUGAUUUUCAGUUACGGGUGCCUUAUAAAAAGAGGCUUUUUUGUUCCUCACAUGGUUGGGUGUUUACAGUGGAAGAGUCCUUAAGCAUAACUCUAAUGAAUCCGUUCUCUGGCGUUACCAUCGAGCUUCCUCCAAUUAUGGACCUCUUAGAAUAUCCUCCUGAAAACGAAGAUGAUAGUCCUUUUUAGGUUGAGCUUGAAGUGAAUAAGGCUAUAUUGUCAGUUGAUCAUGUUUUGUCUCUUAAUGACUAUAUUGUUACCACCAUCUAUGAUGGUUGUUGUAACCUGGCAUUUAUUCGGGCAGGAGAUGAAGCUUGGACUUACAUAGAUAAAAAGAGAUUUUUGUGGCAUCCAUGAUGUCAUGUAUUUCAAGGGUCGAAUUUUUGCAGUUGAUAAUAAAAAUAGAGUC
Messenger RNA from Cornus florida, 4403 nucleotides. RefSeq lists its product as uncharacterized. NCBI's taxonomy places the organism in Eukaryota, Viridiplantae, Streptophyta, Magnoliopsida, Cornales, Cornaceae. The transcript is spliced from 2 exons. The record is from RefSeq and is a predicted model, not a curated record. Bases 2016 to 3068 code for a protein of 350 amino acids.